AUGUGGACUAACUUAAUAUCAAGAAGAAUGCUCUUCCACAAAAAUCCAUACUUCUCAAAUCGAAUAUCAUUAAACCAAUCUUAUACACAUCUAUUCACAUCUAGACUUCGAAUUCAACAUAAUACAACUGUAAAAAUUAAACAAAACAAACCUCCGUUGUCGUAUUAUAGAUCAUUUUUAUUUUUACAAAAUAGAUUUAUCUCAGUUUCAAGGACAAUAUAUAAUCCAAUAUCAGCUAAUAAUGAAAAUAAGAACAAUUCAGCAACUAAAAUAGUUAGCCCAAUACACUCUAAAGAUAGUAAUAACAGUAAUAAAGAUAUUAGUGAAUUAAGUAUCAAUGCAAAUUUAAACUUAUAUCAAAAGUUCAAAUCUAAUAUAAAGUGGAUACUAAUAAGAAAUAAGGAAAGACCUUUUUCAAAAGAUGAGCUAGGAACCUUAUUUUCAUGGUUGAUACUGUCGCAGGUUGUUUGGGUUAUUUUAAAGACCACAACCUUUGUAUCGCUAUUAUUAUUAGCUGCAAACACAAUUUUUGCUAAAGAAUUGGUAGCUGAAACUAUUGGUAAACUGUUAAAUUAUUUCAUUGAUGGUAUUGAUGUGAAAUUUCAAGAUGCUUUGAUACCCAAAUGGAAAAAUGGAUUAAUUAGAUUUAAUAACGUUGAUUUGCAAACUUCUAAAGAUCAAUCAAAUAACUCUUUUUCAUUUGAUUUAAAUUUUCAACAAAUUGAAAUGAAUCUUUCUCUAAAAAAAUGGCUUUUGGGUAAAGGUUUAAUUAAUAAUGUUAAAAUAUAUGGGAUGAAUGGCACAACAAAUAUUAUAUAUCCAAAUCCACACCUAAAUAAUAAUAUAAACAAAAGGGAUCCAACAAUUGGUAAUACUGAUUCCACUACAAAUGCUGCCUUAAAUAAAAAUGAUGUGGAUACAUUUUUACUAAUAAAUUGGUUUUCUAAUCCUUACUACCAACUUAAUAAUAUUAAAAUAGCUGAUUCAAAUAUUACUGUGAAUGAAAGUUAUGCAAAUGGGGAUCCAUCCAUCACUUAUAAAAUAUCGCUUUUCAACUUAGAGAUUCCAAAAUUGAGGUUUAAUCAAAUGAUUGUAGAUUUUUUGCAUGCUGAUGUUAUAUCGGGUUCAAUAAACAAUUCUUUAUUUACUUUUCAUAAAAGACAACAAAAGAUUGGAUAUUCAAACAAUAAUAUUCAAAAUGAUUUAGGUAAUUGGAAACGAACCACCAGAUUAAGAUUGAAUUCAAUCAGUAUUAAAGAUUUGGGCCUUUAUAAAACAAAAUCCUUUAAUUGGAUGCAAAAAGGUAAUGUUGAUAUUGUGGCAGAUAUCAUGUUACCUACUGAAGAUGAGCUAAACAACUCACUUGACUUCUUUAGCAGUAAGCAUUCUAUCAACAACAACAGCAUUAUUAUUAAUAAUAAUGAGGAAAAAUAUAUCGUGAUUGAUUUAAAAUUUAUUUUUAAAGAUUUAAAAGCAGUUCUUCCGAUAAACCCACCAAAAUUAUCAACAGGUGAAGAGCUCGUUUCCUUAGACGAAUUAAAACCUAUUGUAUCCUAUAUUAAUUUACAAAGGGCACUAAAACAAUUUCAAAGCUUAUCUGACAAUAAUAAUGAUGAUAAAAUAACUGCUCAUACAAUUCUGUUUCGUGAUUCACCAGAGAUAUCUAUUAGAAGAAAACGAAAAUAUCCUGAUAUGAGUAUAAUCAAAAACAAUUCAAAUUCAAAACAUAAACAAUAUAUAAACUCUAACACCAAUAUUCAAGAGAAAGAGAAUAAUAUUAGCAAGAAAGGGACUUCUACUGUAUCUAUUUCAACUGAAGGUUAUAACUCAAAUGUAUCUGCAAUCCCAACUACUAACGCUACUACAACCACCACCACUACUACUACUGCAACCAAUACAAGUGAAUUAGCCUUAAGAGUUAGAUUAGUAAGGAACCUUAAAAGUUUAGAAAAUAAAAUAUUAUUCCAAGAGACUGGUAUAUAUGAUCAAAUAAGUACGGAACUCUACGUUGAUCUUAUUAAAAUCGUGGAAGAAUGGGAAUAUAAAAAUAAAGAAGAAUGGUUGAAAAAAUGGGGAAAUGGUAUUGCAUCACAACUAUUAUUAUAUGGAUUUGCAUCUCCUGUAUAA
Messenger RNA from Arxiozyma heterogenica, 2127 nucleotides. RefSeq names its product Mdm32p (gene MDM32). The transcript has a single exon. Gene Ontology annotation, biological process: mitochondrion inheritance. The record is from RefSeq and is a predicted model, not a curated record. Gene Ontology annotation, cellular component: mitochondrial inner membrane. Lineage: Eukaryota; Fungi; Ascomycota; Saccharomycetes; Saccharomycetales; Saccharomycetaceae. Bases 1 to 2127 code for a protein of 708 amino acids.